Mucor mucedo is the source of this 885-nucleotide messenger RNA. RefSeq lists its product as uncharacterized. NCBI's taxonomy places the organism in Eukaryota, Fungi, Mucoromycota, Mucoromycetes, Mucorales, Mucoraceae. Bases 1 to 885 code for a protein of 294 amino acids. The record is from RefSeq and is a predicted model, not a curated record. The transcript has a single exon.
AUGCAAGCCCAGAACAACUUAGGAGAAACCGGGAAUCUUGAAAAUAGUCUUAUUGCCAUAGAAAAUUAUAUACAGGCGGUAUCGGAGACCACAAAGAAUUUAUAUUUUUUCUGGGAACAAGCAUUUUUGGACGACGAAGGCAUACCGGCUUACGAAUUUUUACUAAACAAAUUCAAGUUAAAUGUAAAUGCUAUCUAUUACUUCUCAAAAGAUCUUUUCGGUUUUUCUUGUAACUUCAACAAAGUUAUUGCCAGUAUGAUAUGUAUCAUAAAUAAGUCAAAGGAACCCCAUGGAUCUCAUAAUGAGCUUAAACGCGGAAUCAGUAACGAAGUGAAGGCCCUUACAUCAUUUUCUGGUGCUCUUUUUAAAGCAAUCGAUCAUUUUAUGAAUACUGUAACUCAAGAGAAAUGGAGUUCAAAUGGCAAAGUUGAUUAUUCUGUAAAGGAAUAUCUUGAUAAUGGUUUUGACUCAUACGCCAUUGUAGGAGGAGGUACAGCAGCUAUGUGGGUGUUUUUUUUUAUCAAAGAAAAAGAGCGAGAUUUGAUUAUGGCUUUUGUUAUUGCUUUUGUUCUGUUUUUUUUCGUUGCUGCUAAAUUAGACAAACCAGCUCUCAAGACACAUAGAACCCGUAAACUGCUCAAUAUGUAUGAACAAAUGAUGGUCCUACGAAGAAAUUGUUGCGAAUUCUCAUCUUUGAUUAUCAGGGGCUGUUUCACUUUAAUUCUACAUGACCGGAAUGAUUAUUGUGACGAGAGUUACAAGGUUAAAGUAGACGGUAUGAUCAGUAACUUAACAAAGAUGCAAGAGGUUUUAGACGGAAUUAAAACUACGGCCAUGAAAAACCAUAAGGAAAUAUCCGAAUACUCCAAAAGCUUAAAAUUUUGA